This is a messenger RNA of Camelina sativa (false flax), 1863 nucleotides long. RefSeq lists its product as uncharacterized. The record is from RefSeq and is a predicted model, not a curated record. NCBI's taxonomy places the organism in Eukaryota, Viridiplantae, Streptophyta, Magnoliopsida, Brassicales, Brassicaceae.
AAGACUCUUUUUUUCUUCUUUAUGUUUAAGUCAGUGAGGUUCAAAACGUUUGCAAUUCCUCUCUCUCUUGAGAUUUCUACUCUUUGUGUUGUGAACACUACUACAAUGGCUGAGGGUGCAGAGACGGUAAAGCUAAGUCUGAGACUUCUCAUAGAUGAAGAAAGGAACAAGGUUGUCUUGGCUGAAACUGGUAAGGAUUUUGUUGAUGUGCUUUUUAGUUUUCUCACACUUCCCAUGGGAACUAUUGUCAGAUUGCUUGAGAAACAUCGAACAUCGCCUCAAGUGGUUGUAGGAUGUUUUAACAAUCUUUACAAAAGCGUUUCAGAGAUGGGUCUUGAGAGUUUUCAGACUGAAUCAUGUAAGCAAGUGCUACUGUAUCCUAGGAGUGUGUAUCGUGACAAGUACAGAAAGAUUAAGUUGAAAAUAGAUGACACCGAGGCUGUCAAGUACUUUGUUUGCCCACGUUUUCACCAUGGAGGAGGAUACUGCAGAAGAUAUUAUAGCUUAUUGAGCACUGAGUCAUGUGGGUGUGGGGAAAUUGUGGACUCGAAGUUGGUCAGUGGAUUGAUGAAUCAGGAGAUUCAGGAACUUGAUGAAGAGCAAGUUCAAGGCAACAGCGAUGACAUUUUUGUUAGCUAUGAGAAUUCGUUCGUCAUAACGGAUGACCUGAAAGUGGCAUUGAGCUCUAUGGAUUAUGUACUGAAUACUCUGAAAGGCUUAGGCUAUGCAAAUGCUCACAAGCUCGGUGAAAUUGUUCUUGAUGUCGGUUUAAGUGAGAUAUUCACUUUGCUGGAAUGUUUAUUUACUUCGGAUUCUCCAUUAACCGAUACUUUUCUAAGGAAGCAAAGUUCUCUGUGCCUGACUAGAUCUCGUAUACCGCUAACUCCAACUGUGCAAGAAUCUGGAGCAGGACCAGAGCAAACCAUAACUCUGAAAGCAUUUGUUAGAAAAGUGGACGGUAAGUUUCUCUGUGUAGAAUCUGGAGCAGAUUUCAUUGAUCUUGUAUUCACUUUUCUAGCCUUACCACUUGGAUCUGUCUGGGACAUCUCUGGAGACAAUAUCACUCUUGGUUGUAUUGGGAACGUGUUCAGAAGCUUCAAGGGUUUGAACGAAGAAAAUGAUGAUUCCUCGUCGUCUGCCAAGUGUCUGCUUCCUUCUUAUUAUAGUUGCCCAAAACAGUUGCUUGAUGUUGUCACUUUGCAAACAGAAAUCUAUUAUUACAGGUUCUGUCCCAGCCCUGCUGAUCCCUUUGGCGGCUGCAGUAGGUUAGGUUUCACUAGAAAGAUGCCUGAUUGUUUUAAUUCUCAAAGCCAAAACAUCAAGGUUUUUGAUAUGACAAGUUUUGGGUUUGUGAGGGGAUACGUAAGGUAUUUGGUUACUGAUGAUUUGGUCAUUAAACUGAAGGACUCGGUUUCGAACAUUAGUUUGCUAAAGCUGACAAUGCAUUUGGCGGAGGAAGAUGUCAGAGAACAAAUGAUCACCAUUGGGAAAUCAGAGGCUAUUAGUUUGCUAAGAACUUCAAUGAUAACAUCCUCGGCUUUAACUACUUGCUUCUGGAACUUAAUCGUGAAGAAGGCCAAAGAAGAAACUUAAGGAAAGUAUAAGCCAGUGUUUAUCAGGGUCCAUAUGGAUAUUUUUUAUGAGGUUCCCAAGUAGUAAUCAUGUUCUUCUAUAUAUUAUCUUCUAAUUUAACUAUUAGUCAUCAUGUUUAUCUUCAUGGUGAAUAUUGAAGUUCAUCGAACCUAAGUCAAUUUCUUGGUGCUUUUCCUUUUAACAUUAGAUUAAGGUUUUGGUGCUUUUCCUUUUCUAAUUAUGCUAAGUCGGCUUGUACGUGGGUCUUAUAUAAAGACCCCUUAUGAUCAA